ACUCUUCCUAGCAUUUUCUGAGUAAUUCAGCCCACAUAAUAAUCUGCAGCCAUGAAGUGGGUAACAUUAAUUUCAUUUAUUUUCCUCUUUAGUUUUGCUACAUCCAGGAAUCUGAAAAGAGUUGCUCGAGAGUCAGAGCACAAGAGUGAGAUUGCCCAUCGGUACAAUGAUUUGAAAGAAGAGACAUUUAAAGCAGUCGCCAUGAUCACAUUUGCCCAGUAUCUCCAGAGAUGCUCUUACGAGGGGCUGUCUAAGAUGGUGAAGGAUGUUACUGAUCUGGCACAGAAGUGUGUGGGCCAUGAGGAUGAUCCUGAGUGCACAAAGUCACUGCCCACCAUUUUCCUAGAUGAAAUCUGCAAGGUAGAAAAACUCCGUGACUCAUAUGGUGCAAUGGCUGACUGCUGUGGCAAAGCUGAUCCUGAAAGAAACGAGUGUUUCUUGUCAUUUAAAGUUCACCAGCCAGAUUUUGUUCAGCCAUACCAAAGACCAGCUGCUGAUGUGAUAUGCAAGGAAUACCAGGACAACAGAGUGUCAUUUCUGGGACAUUUCAUCUAUUCUGUUGCAAGAAGAAACCCUUUCCUGUAUGCCCCUACUAUCCUUGGUCUGGCUGCUGAUUAUGAACAUGCACUUCAAGACUGUUGCAAAGAGGGUGAUACUGGUCCUUGCUUGGAUGAAAAGGCAGCUGCCAUAAAAGAAAAAGCCAAGAAAAUAAGCGUGAAGCAGCAAUAUUCUUGUGGAAUCCUCCAUAAGUUUGGAGAGAGAAUUUUCCAAGCAGAUAAACUUGCUUUUCUUAGCCAAAAAUAUCCCGGGGCUCCAUUCUCAGAACUUCAUAAACUUAUAGGCGAUAUUAAGGGUAUCUACAAAGAGUGCUGUGAGGGGGACAUGCUGGAGUGCAUGGAUGACAGGGCUCAGCUUAUGAGCUAUAUAUGCUCUAAACAUGAUGUUUUCUCAAGUAAAAUCAAAGGCUGCUGUGAGAAACCAAUUGUGGAACAAAGCGAGUGUAUUAUGGAAGCAGAUUUUGAUGACAAACCUGAAGGUCUCCCUUCACUAGUUGAAAGAUACAUACACGACAAGGAAGUGUGUAAACACUUUGAGGCUGACCAUUCCUUAUUCAUGGCAGAGUUUCUUUAUGAAUACUCGAGAAGACACCCCGAGUUCUCCAGUCAGCUGCUUCUGAGAGUUGCUAAGGGCUAUGAAGAUCUCCUGGAGAAGUGCUGCUAUUUAGAAGAGACCAAAAGGUAUAUGACUGUGAUUGUGACCAGGAUGUCCUGCUGUAAUGUCAGUAAUAAAUUUGACGUUCAUUUGCAGGAAGAGGAAUUGAAAAAACACAUUAAAGAAACUCAGGAUGUUGUAAAGAUAAACUGUGAUCUUCUUGCUGACCAUGGUGAACAAGACUUCCUCAAAGCAGUUCUGAUCCGCUACACUAAGAAAAUGCCUCAGGUAUCAACUGAUACCUUGCUUGAAAUUGGAAAGAAAAUGUUAGCUGUUGGUGUUAAGUGCUGCCAGCUUCCUGAAGACAAACGCCUACCCUGUUCUGAGGGAUAUCUGAGCAUUGUGAUUCAGGAUAUGUGCAGGAAACAGGAGACCACACCGAUAAACGACAAUGUUUCACACUGCUGCAGUGACUCCUAUGCUUACAGGAGGCCAUGUUUCACUGCCUUGGGAACAGAUGAUAAAUACGUGCCUCCACCAUUUAACCCUGAUAUGUUCAGCUUUGAUGAAAAACUGUGCACUGGAACAGGAAUCAAACUACAACAGGUAACCUUAAUUGCAUAUUGUGGCUCUCUUUCCAGAUUGCUUGUCAACCUCAUUAAACGCAAGCCCCAGAUGACAGAAGAACAAAUAAAGACAAUCGCUGAUGGUUUCACUGCCAUGGUAGAAAAGUGCUGCAAGCAACCAGACAUUGAGACAUGCUUUGGGGAAGAGGGUGCCAACCUAAUAGUCCAGAGCAGAACCACAUUAGGAAUUGGAGUUUAAUACGUGGUUGCCAGUGGGGAGAAUAGGAAGAUAAAAUGUUUCUGUGCAACUUCUCCUGCCCAUGACCUUUUUUCCUUGGUAUUGAAUGACCAUUUCAUAUGUCUUCAGUGUUUUGUCAAACCACAUACUUUUCCAGAAACUUUUCAAUUCUAUUACCUUGAAAGAAUGAAUAAUAAAUAAAAGCUUUAUAAAUCUGCA
This is a messenger RNA of Struthio camelus australis, 2175 nucleotides long. The record is from RefSeq and is a predicted model, not a curated record. Lineage: Eukaryota; Metazoa; Chordata; Aves; Struthioniformes; Struthionidae.